AUGGUUCGUACUUGGGGAUCUUCUGAACGGAGAUCAGAAGGCCUACGGAAUUUAGUGACACUUGAUAUCCUCGCGUGCGGCGGUCUGCACCACUGGGCUUCUUUGGCCCCUCAGUUUAACAUAAGAAAUGCGGUGGCAACUGAGGAGAAACGGGCCCAGCUGGUUGGCAAGUGUCUGCAUCCUCCUUGGGCCCUAGCAAAAUAUCCACCACCAUAUGUGCAAAAGAGAGAGCCUUCUCAGUCAGGAGACCUUGGUCCCUCAGGUAACAGUAAAGAAGAACUUUUAUCCGACUCAGGAAUUGGCAAUGACGCGGACCCUCAUCACUUCCACAAUAUGUCGUGCUUUUUCAAGCUGUUCGAUGCUCCUCAGGACGACGGUAUAUUCCUGGAACCGCACGAAUACGCCAGCAGCGCUCUAGGAAGAAAGUAUUGGGGUGAGUUCGUGAGAACGAUGAAUGUCUGGCUUCAGCUUCUGUCAAUGAAGCGCCUGAACGACAUCUUAGAUUGGCUAUAUGCUUCGGUUGUGAUGUCGGAUGAUAUCCAGGAUGGCACCGAGACCUUCUUCCGGGCGCCAUUCGAGGUCAGGCAUUGGAGUUUCACUGGAAAGAGCACACCAAAUGUCCCACCAUCGAUGAAAGCAUCAGUAUGGUUGACGGUAAAACUAGCAGCCUUCUACCAUACCCUCUUCGACUCAUGGAAGCUGAAGCUGGCAUAA
Molecule: messenger RNA, 714 nt
Organism: Aspergillus pseudotamarii
Lineage: Eukaryota; Fungi; Ascomycota; Eurotiomycetes; Eurotiales; Aspergillaceae
Exons: 3
Coding region: 1-714 (237 amino acids)
Source: RefSeq, a predicted model, not a curated record